AUGCCUGGCCAUUUCCCACAUGCAGAGACUGGCCAUCCUCUGGUGGAUGCCAACCCCACAACUCACUGGCCAAGUGGCAUAGAAGGGAGCCAGGUUGUAAAUAGUGCACCGAAAAAUGCCUCGCGAUGGGGGGUUACUGCGCUUGCUAGAGAGAAUGAUCGACUUAAGCGGGAACUUGAAAGUCAGCACGAUGUGGUGGUUCAUUUAAAGAGCAAAUGCGAAGAAUAUGCCACCCAGGCUGAGGCGAAAUUCCGAAAUGACGCCGCCCAAAUUGCAGAUUUGCAACAUGAGCUGCAAGAAUCAAGAACCGAGAAAGAGGAUUUGUCGCAGAAUCUGGAAAGCUGCAAAGACCGCAUCUUCAGCAUGUUGCCGGUGGAAGGAGUGGCCGAUACUCAGCUGCAGAAUCAAUACAUCAUGUUGUGCAACUCCAUCGAGUAUUGGCUGGACAAUCAUUUUGGCGAUGCGGAUGGCUUUAUCGCUACUCUUGGUCAGGCAGGAAAGACAAGAGCUCGAGGGAAUUUGAUAACGGAAUAUCUUGACGAAGCAGUAAUCGUCUUCGCGAAUAAGAAUCCAAGCGUUGAGAUUCCGAUUAUGCAAAUGCUGGUCUUCUUGCAUCUGUAUGAGAAUCUGCUUGGAGAGGACAGGAUCUUCCCAGGUCUCAGCCACGCCGAAGAAGAAUGUCUGGGAAUGGUCAUCGAAGGAUUGAACGAUCUGAACCCUGCUAAAGAUAAGGAUGCCAUCCUGAUGUGGAAACUGCGCGAGAAGAGACUGAGCGAAAUUGGAGAAUACAUUAUGCGAUGUCCACAGCUGUUGAAGGGCAAGGGUUUUCAUGGCUGUUCCGGCAAUCCGUCGCUAUGCCAUCAAAUUGUCCAAGAAGUGGGAGACCUGGCCAACAACAUUCGGCAGUCGAUGGCGGAAUACGAAUUCGUGGUCGUCGACCCUCGAGAGAUCAAAGGGGCGGAGGUCAAAUAUUUCACGGUUAUCGAUAGCCGGACUGGCUUUGCCUUGAGUUCUUCUGCCGUUCCAAUUGCAGGUCCCGGAGGGAGAGUUGGCAGCAUUUGGUUCCAGAUCUAUCCUGCAUUUGUACGCAAAGCCACGGAAUCCAGCAAGCGGAUUGUGCUCGUCAAGCCCACGGUUGUGGUGAAGUUUGACCAUCCCGUUCCGCGUGGAAAGAAGAGCAAAUCGUCUCAUUGA
This is a messenger RNA of Fonsecaea erecta, 1194 nucleotides long. RefSeq lists its product as hypothetical. The transcript has 3 exons. The record is from RefSeq and is a predicted model, not a curated record. The coding region runs from base 1 to 1194 and encodes 397 amino acids. Lineage: Eukaryota; Fungi; Ascomycota; Eurotiomycetes; Chaetothyriales; Herpotrichiellaceae.